This is a messenger RNA of Rubroshorea leprosula, 639 nucleotides long. NCBI's taxonomy places the organism in Eukaryota, Viridiplantae, Streptophyta, Magnoliopsida, Malvales, Dipterocarpaceae. The record is from the annotation of a GenBank genome assembly.
GAUUAAUAAUCCAUGGCAACCACCCAGAAAACUGUGAACUUGAAACUCAUGGUGGACUCCAAAGGCCACAGAGUUCUGUUUGCUGAGGCCGAAAAGGAUUUUGUUGAUUUUCUGUUCAACUUGCUUUCUUUGCCUGUUGCAACGGUGAUAAGGCUUCUAUCAAAACAGGGCAUGAUCGGCAGCCUUGCAUUCCUCUAUGACAGUGUCGAAAACUUAAGUGGGCUUGAAACUGCUUAAGGCAUCAUUGCACUCUUAAGACUCUGCUUACUAAUGUUCUUGGUGAGAAUACUGCGGGUUCUUAUCGAAGUCCUGCCACAGGCUUGGGAAAAGAAAAGCUGGAGUUGGACCUUAGAUUAUUGUCUCGGACAAAAAAAAACGAAAAUGGUUUAUUACAAUCAGUCGACUAUCGAUUGAACCUGUUUUCCAGUAUCUAUAUCUCAUCGUUUUUUCUCCUCGUGAAGAAUCAAAUUUUAAGUAGUGUAACGCUUUUGUAUUUGGAGUGCCAAGGGAAUGGUGUUUUGCUUUCCUCCUUGUUAAAUCUUAAAUGUGUUCUUCCAUAUCCACUUGCUCAAAUUUUGCAUUGUGAAUAGAAACGUCUUUUGAAUUAAUUACCUUGAGUAAUCAAAUUUCAAUCUUGAA